Molecule: messenger RNA, 382 nt
Organism: Pistacia vera
Lineage: Eukaryota; Viridiplantae; Streptophyta; Magnoliopsida; Sapindales; Anacardiaceae
Product: CBS domain-containing protein CBSX1, chloroplastic-like
Exons: 3
Coding region: 7-360 (117 amino acids)
Source: RefSeq, a predicted model, not a curated record
GCUUAUAUGCAGCCCGGCAGUGGAGUUUAUACAGUGGGUGAUUUCAUGACUACGAAAGAGGAUUUGCAUGUUGUAAAACCUGCAACUUCUGUAGAUGAAGCUCUGGAAAUUCUUGUGGAAAAGAGAAUUACAGGUUUUCCUGUGAUUGAUGAUGACUGGAAAUUGGUUGGUCUUGUUUCAGAUUAUGACCUCCUAGCAUUGGAUUCUAUAUCAGGUAUGCUAAAUUCAUCAAAAUCAUCUUUUUGUGUCAAAUCUCCUCAGAAAAGUCUCAUAGGUUUUGGCUUUUUCUCUUUCAUAUGCUCUGUGUUUAAUCAGUAUUACUGUUUAUUUUUAUUUUUAUGUUCUGCUGGGAAUCAGUAAUACUUUUUAUGAAUUUUUUAUA